Messenger RNA from Fibroporia radiculosa, 534 nucleotides. RefSeq lists its product as uncharacterized. The coding region runs from base 1 to 534 and encodes 177 amino acids. Lineage: Eukaryota; Fungi; Basidiomycota; Agaricomycetes; Polyporales; Fibroporiaceae. The transcript has 6 exons. The record is from RefSeq and is a predicted model, not a curated record.
AUGGCUGUCUUGAACAUCAUACUGUACUGCACUAUUUGUGCUCUGAUCUCGAUCAAGAUAUAUGUCGGUUUUCGGCAAGGAGUUCUUUCAGGACAGCACGGAAGUGGCCAGCUCUUAACCCUCAUUCAGAAGGAUGGCAUCCUACAUUCAAUGACAAUAUUAUUCAUCAACAUCACAAGACUGGCAGUCCUGAACAGUCAGACAGUCGUAGGAUCGAUGACAUAUAUAGUGGAAGCAUUUGUCAUCGUCCUGAUAUCAAGAUUCAUUCUCAACGUUCGUGCUGUCUACGCCCAGGGCCAGAGCCAGACGACGCUGGGCGGUCGAACGACUCUCCAGUUCGCCAAUAGACAGGAUGACAUGUCCGAUAGCGCUGAAGAGUACAAUAGCCAAUCCAGGAUCUCCGCGAUCCGCGCUGAGUUCGAGCUGUCUCAAUCUGAGCGUGAGACUUCUGUGUCUAGAGUUCAUAUCAGAAAUGCCAUUGAGAAUAUAGAAGACUCGCUGGCAGAGGAUGAGGACCCUGGCAUCUUCGUGUAG